This is a messenger RNA of Schistocerca nitens (vagrant locust), 879 nucleotides long. Its product is annotated as translation initiation factor IF-2-like. NCBI's taxonomy places the organism in Eukaryota, Metazoa, Arthropoda, Insecta, Orthoptera, Acrididae. The record is from RefSeq and is a predicted model, not a curated record. Bases 1 to 879 code for a protein of 292 amino acids. The transcript has 2 exons.
AUGCCGGACAGAUGUGUUAAAUGCGCCGGCGCCCACGCAGGACGAGCGUGCCCCCGUCCGCCCACCGAGAAGCCGACAUGUGCACUCUGUGGCGGUGCUCACGUGGCCAGUUAUCGUGGGUGUGAGGUGUGGAAGCGUGCCAUCGCUCGCCAACGUGGCCAAACACCAGCGCCACGUCCAAAGAAGCCAGCAACGAGACGGCCCGGCGUCUCUUUCACGGCGACAACGUCAGGGGCGCCCUCCGCCGUCCCGGCUGCGUCGGCUGCUUCUGCUCCUGCCGCAUCCGAGGCCGUGCCGACACCUGAGGCUCCUGCGCCUCCACCACAGCUGCUAGUGGCGGACCCGGGUACUGCCUCUCCCGGGACGUCGGCCGGACCGCGCCCCGCCAACCGCCGGCGCGGGGGUCACCGCCCCGUGGGUGACCCUUCGCGUCGCUGGCAAGCGCAGACGGAGUGCGAAGAGCAGAAGAAAUACGCUGAGGUUCAGAGAUCGACGCUUGACGAGGGAAGACGCUGCCAGGGUAGUCUUGCCCACAAAACUUCACGACAUCACUGGGGUCGCGGUGACGGCCAGCUCCGACGAGACGGAGAUGCGGAUGCGGACCAGGGAGGACCGCCAGGACAACGACACGCGGCGGCAGCGCCACCCGGCAGUGGAGGACGCCACACGGCCCCGUCACGUGCUUCAGCGGCAGCGGCGGCCAGCGAGCUGACGAAGGCGGCAGCCGGCAACGGCGCUGAGCAGCACAGCUCAGGGCAACGAGACAUCGUGGGCGUCGUGCGGUCACGUCCUGCUCGGCUCAGCUCAGCUCACCUCACCUCACCUCAGCACAGUGCUCCGCUUUCAGCAAAGAUGCUGUCUUCUGAGACGCUAACGUAA